Trichoderma breve is the source of this 1227-nucleotide messenger RNA. Its product is annotated as aminotransferase class I and II domain-containing protein. The transcript has 5 exons. Gene Ontology annotation, biological process: L-aspartate biosynthetic process. The coding region runs from base 1 to 1227 and encodes 408 amino acids. The record is from RefSeq and is a predicted model, not a curated record. Lineage: Eukaryota; Fungi; Ascomycota; Sordariomycetes; Hypocreales; Hypocreaceae. Gene Ontology annotation, cellular component: cytosol. Gene Ontology annotation, molecular function: L-aspartate:2-oxoglutarate transaminase activity; pyridoxal phosphate binding.
AUGUCUCACUUGGCCAGUCUUUCCGAAGCACCACCAGACGCCGCCUUCGCCUUGAUUGAUGCAUACAGGGCAGAUCGUUCACCGUUGAAAGUUGAUCUUAGUCCUGGCUUCUAUCGCGAUGAGGAUGCAAGGCCCUGGAUCUUGCCAUCGGUACGAAAGGCCAAACAAGAGUUACUUAAUGACCCGACUGCCGACCACGAACAUUUACCUAUUCUGGGCCAUGCUGAACUACUUGACAGUGCCCAAAAACUCGUAUUCGAUACAACACCUGAGGAUGCAAAUACUAUCGCAAGCAUCCAGACCAUUGCGGGCACCGGGGCAAAUCAUCUGGGUGCUCUGUUUUUAGCAAAAACUAUCCGCCCGCGAACAGUCUGGAUCUCAGAUCCCACUUGGAUUAAUCACGAGGAAAUUUGGAAACUUGCAGAUCCCGAUAUCAAACGUCAGAAGUAUGCCUACUUCAAUAAAGAGAUAUUGGAUCUCGAUUUUGAAGGCGCCAUGUCUACCCUGUCUUCCAUGGCUGGAGAAGGUGAUGUUGUAAUUUUGCAUGGCUGCGCACAUAAUCCCACGGGACGAGACUUCACAAAAGAACAGUGGAGGGCCAUUGCCAGUAUUUGCGAACAGAAGAGGCUUAUUCCAUUCUUUGAUCUUGCCUACCAGGGGCUUGCCACUGGAGAUUUGGAUGAAGAUGCUUGGCCCAUAAGAUAUUUCUUCCGAAACACUUCGUUAGAAAUGUUCGUGGCGCAAUCCUUCUCUAAAAACUUUGGUCUUUACGGGGAGCGUACAGGCGCGCUUCACGUCGUGUGCCGGACAGACGACAGUGGAACAAAAGUCGUCAACAUGCUCACACGUCUAUCUCGGGCUGAGAUUACUACUUGUCCUAUAAAUGGCUCCAAAAUUGUGGCAAAGGUGCUUGGAAAUAAAGACCUGAAGGCGCAGUGGCAACACGAUUUACUCCACAUGAGUGAUCGCAUGAGGACGAUGCGACAAAUGCUAGUAGACGGACUUCGAAAACGUCAAACACCAGGCCAAUGGGAUCAUAUAUUGACAGAUAUUGGGAUGUUCUCAAUAACCAGUUUGCAACCGAAUCAAAUCCGCAUAUUGCGGGAAGAGUACCAUGUAUAUCUCCUGCCUUCGGGAAGAAUAUCCAUGACAGGCUUGACAGAACACAAUGUGGAAUAUGUUGCAGAAGCAUUUCACAAGGUCCUUCUUGAUACUACCCCUCAAUGA